GAAACACUUGGUACUCACAAAUGAAGCUGUAUGACAACUGUGUCUGGCUCAUCAAUCAAAUGUAGCCUGGGCUACAAUCAUUCCCCCAAACACAACAACAACAACUAAGAUUACCAAAGUAUCAAAUGCGUAUUUUGCCAAGACUGAUCACACACUGCACAUUUUCUGAUCUAGCGAUCGAAGCUACACGCUAACAAGGAGAGCGAGACGACUGAAGUCAAACCGAUUAGACACCGAUUGCACAAAUAUCCGUGACUUGUCUCGGUCCCACUCGAGGUUUGACCAAACAAAUCACGUUACCGCUUUACAAUCAGAAAUAAUCCUCAACGUGCGGUUUUUCAAAGGGGAAGAAGGCAUAUUUUCCAGCAUUUUCCAGGUAAUAAAUAAUCACUGGACCUGCUGUGAAAUCAUUCGUAUCUGCUUGAGGGUAAUUUUCAGGUUCAACUGAUGCACCUCGUUGAUUCUGAUCAGCUGACAGCGCUGUCAUUAAAUAAUGUCUGAUUUCAAUCUUUAAUCCUUGAUGUUUUUACACUUUAUUAUUACAGUCUGAACACACAUGUGCCGUCCUCUUUCUUUACCUUUUUUCACUCUGGUUAUCUCGUUUUUUAACGUCCCAUUGCAAUGACUUGUGGGUAAUUUCCUUGUGCUAAGUCAGCAUCCAAGGUAAGGUGAACGAACGAAUCAUUCUUCCAAUCUUUUUUUUGGAGAGGACUCGUUACACUCGAGUCCGUGUGAGGAUUCGUUAAAAAUGAACGAAUCGUUCACGAACGACACAUCACUAAAUCUCUGCAUGUUGGUCCAAUGGAACCAUUGGAGAACUAAUAACAGCCCAACAACAACAACAGGUAUAUUUUGAUAGCGUUUGAUUCAUUGAUGUCAGGAUCUAAUGAUAAUUCUCUAAUGAAAAUGAGCUCUUUUACUAUGAUGUUUAGAGAAUGGACCUUGGUAUUCAUGUCUAACCCUUGUUCUGUGUAUUUUCUAAUCCUCCAUGCUCCAGUUGACCACACUGGUGCUCGAAUAGAGGAGUUCAUCUAUGACAAGCUGGACAAGAAGCUUCCCUCCAGGACGACCAACACAGAGCUGCUGGGCCAGUACAUGUUGGAAGCCGCCAAUGAAUUUGGUCCGGGGACACCAUACGGCAGCACCCUGAUCACGGUGGGAGAGUACCAGAAGAGACUCGGUGGAGCCGAGCGCGACCUCCUCCAAGCCUCAGCCGUCGGCUUCCUCACUCCUCUACGCAACUUCCUGGAAGGAGACUGGCGGACGAUAUCGAAAGAGAGGCGUCUUCUGGAGAAUCGGCGGCUGGAUCUCGACAUCUGCAAAGCACGUCUGAAGAAAGCCAAACUGGCAGAAGCCAAAGCAGCGGCUGCACCCGAUUUUCAGGAGACGAGACCUCGAAAUUAUGUUCUCUCUGCCAGCGCUUCAGCGCUGCUGAGUGAGGAAGCCGACAAAGCCGAGCACGAGCUGCGUGUCGCCCAGGCAGAGUUUGACCGACAAGCGGAGGUGACCAAGCUGCUGCUGGAGGGCAUCGGAAGCACACAUCUCAACCACCUGCGCUGCCUGCAGGAUUUUGCCGAGGCUCAGGCCACCUACUACGCCCAGUGUCAUCACCACAUGCAGGACCUUCAGAGGGAGCUCAGCAGAUGUGCUAAUUCCAUCAGCACCCCCCACUCUGCCCCUGUUGUGUGCCCCGACCCCGUCUCCUCUGCCUUCCUGUCUGGACCACCGUCUCCGGGGGCCUCCGUGUCCUCUCUGUCCAGCCAAAGGCCGCUGGCUAUGGAGCAGACGCAGCUGCCCGUCACCGGCACCAGGAAGGCCAAGGUCCUGUACGACUACGAGGGCCACGACGGGACCGAGCUGUCGCUCUUGGCCGAUGAGCUCAUUACUGUACACACCGUACCAGGAAUGGAUCCUGAUUGGUUGAUUGGAGAACGGGGGAACCAAAAGGGAAAAGUCCCCGUCACCUACCUCGAACUGCUGAGCUGAUGGACCAAACAAGAGGACACACACACACACACACACACACACACACACCUGUGUGCAUUCAGUUCAGUAACAUUUUAAUCUUAAACACUCAUGGUAUCUGUUUUAUGAAUGCAGGUGACUCGUGGGAGGAAAUGCAUCUGUAUGGGUCAUUAUGAACUUCUCCCUCCUAUUUUAGUAACGUAUGUUCGGUCCACAGUUCCAGCAACACUCGCUCAUUUUGUUAUCAGAGCACUGGAUAUUUUUGUGUUAAAACUGAAAUCCUUCUGAAUCUUUCAAUUGUGUUUUACCAAGAGGUAUUCAAAGACAUGCAUAAUCCAUUAAAGCAUCGUUCUGCUUCACAACAUUA
Gasterosteus aculeatus aculeatus (three-spined stickleback) is the source of this 2332-nucleotide messenger RNA. NCBI's taxonomy places the organism in Eukaryota, Metazoa, Chordata, Actinopteri, Perciformes, Gasterosteidae. The record is from RefSeq and is a predicted model, not a curated record.